AUGGGAAAAAGAGAUAAGAGAAUAAUAGAAGAACCAGAAGAACCAGAGGAAGCAGGAGAUGUUUUUGAAGUUGAAAAAAUUUUAGAUAAAAGGGUUCAGCAUGGAAGGAUUCAAUAUAGUAUAAGAUGGAAAGGAUUCACAGCAGAUUAUGAUACAUGGGAAGAUGAAGAUAAUGUUGCAGGUUGUCCAGAACUUGUUAAAGAAUUUGAAAGUUCAAGAGAACAAGAAAAAAAAAAAAGUAGAAAAAGAAAAAAUGUUAUAGUUAAUGAUGAUCAAACUGCAGUAGAAUCAUCAUCACCACCACCAACCACCAAACCUUCAUCAUCAUCAUCAUCAACAAAAACAACAAAAGCAGCAACAUCAACAACAACAAAUACAUCAACACAGCAAAAAACAAAUCAUUUAAUUGAUGAUGAAGAAUAUAUAAAAAAUGAAUAUAUAAAAUUUGGUGUACCCUAUAUUGAAGGUAUUGGUUUUGAAAAUGGUCAUUGUGUUGAGGAGAUUAUAGGUUGUAAACCCUUUGGUCAAGAUAAUACACUAUUUUUCUUUGUUAAAUGGAGAGGUCAAGAAAAAUUAUCUUGGGUAUUAAAUGAAAUCCUUAAACAUAAAGAACCAUUACAAUUAAUUGAAUUUUAUGAAAAUAGACUUAAAUUUGGUUAUAAGGGUCAACAAAGUUAA
This is a messenger RNA of Dictyostelium discoideum AX4, 678 nucleotides long. It is a transcript of the gene hcpA, whose product is annotated as chromo domain-containing protein. The transcript has a single exon. Gene Ontology annotation, cellular component: nucleus; heterochromatin. Bases 1 to 678 code for a protein of 225 amino acids. NCBI's taxonomy places the organism in Eukaryota, Evosea, Eumycetozoa, Dictyosteliales, Dictyosteliaceae. The record is from RefSeq and is a predicted model, not a curated record. Gene Ontology annotation, biological process: regulation of gene expression.